Messenger RNA from Etheostoma spectabile (orangethroat darter), 782 nucleotides. Its product is annotated as palmitoyltransferase ZDHHC3. Bases 51 to 539 code for a protein of 162 amino acids. The transcript has 4 exons. Gene Ontology annotation, biological process: protein targeting to membrane; peptidyl-L-cysteine S-palmitoylation. Gene Ontology annotation, molecular function: protein-cysteine S-palmitoyltransferase activity. The record is from RefSeq and is a predicted model, not a curated record. Lineage: Eukaryota; Metazoa; Chordata; Actinopteri; Perciformes; Percidae. Gene Ontology annotation, cellular component: endoplasmic reticulum; Golgi apparatus.
ACUUAACUUGCUGUCUCUCCCACAGUGUUUGCAAACGCUGCAUACGCAAGAUGGACCACCACUGCCCCUGGGUCAAUAACUGUGUUGGGGAGAACAACCAAAAGUAUUUUGUGCUUUUCACAAUGUACAUUGCACUCGUCUCCUUCCACGCUCUCCUCAUGGUGGUCUUCCAUUUCCUCUACUGCUUUGAAGAUGAUUGGACAAAGUGCAGUUCCUUCUCUCCUCCAGCAACAGUCAUCCUCCUCAUACUCCUGUGCUUUGAGGGUCUCCUCUUCCUCAUCUUUACCUCUGUGAUGUUUGGCACCCAAGUCCACUCCAUCUGUACAGAUGAAACCGGAAUCGAGCGUCUGAAGGGAGAGACAGGAAAGUGGGGGAAGUUGCCGUGUUGGGAGGCCAUGCAAAUGGCGUUUGGCGGCCCGUUCUCUUUAUCCUGGUGCAGCCCCUUUGCAGGGCUGAGCUGCAAGACUGUUUCAGAGCAUGUCCCUGUCCCACAGGGGGAGAUCAUCGAAGAGGACGUCAUAGAGAUACCACUCAACUAGCACUGCCUGUAUUCAGGAAAGCCCUUUUUUCUCAGUCUAGCAGUGCUUCUUUACAAGUGAAUUUUAAAUUUGUGGACUUUAUCAGGGCCUUCCAAAAUAAAGACUCCACCUGAAAUAUUAAUUUAUAUUUUCUAUCUUAAAUACUUUAUAUAUGUGAAACUAUAACGGGUAACUCACCUACUUUCUUUCCCAGUGUUAAUGAAGCUAUUUUGCAGAGUGUAUGGGGCAGUAUACUUUUGUGAA